Fragaria vesca subsp. vesca is the source of this 1966-nucleotide messenger RNA. Its product is annotated as probable plastidic glucose transporter 1-like. Gene Ontology annotation, cellular component: membrane. The record is from RefSeq and is a predicted model, not a curated record. The transcript is spliced from 12 exons. Lineage: Eukaryota; Viridiplantae; Streptophyta; Magnoliopsida; Rosales; Rosaceae. Bases 57 to 1697 code for a protein of 546 amino acids. Gene Ontology annotation, biological process: monosaccharide transmembrane transport. Gene Ontology annotation, molecular function: hexose transmembrane transporter activity.
CCACGUGUCAUUAACUAUAUUUUCCUCUCCAAAUCACGACGAUCCCGUUCCUCGAAAUGUGUACUCCUCCUCCUUCUACUUUCGUCUAUCCCCCAAUUCCGAUGUGGGUGGCUACCGUCCCUCAUCUCCCUCCGGUUCUGACGAUCCUCACCACCCCUCGUCCCAAUCCCAACCUUUUCUAUCACUCCCUUCCAAAACCAACCCCCUCUCCUAAUCGCCUCCGCCUCAACAUGUACAAAACAUGGGCCGUGAAGAAGCAGCUCCCUCACCUUCGGAUUCGAAAGCCAGAUGGUGAGAAGUUUCGGUUAGAGUUGGAAAAGAAAGGUUUGGAUUUUGGAUGGCUAGCUGCUUUUCCUCACGUGUUUACUGCCUCCAUGUCGAAUUUUCUGUUUGGCUAUCACAUAGGGGUGAUGAAUGGUCCGAUCGUUUCGAUUGCUCGGGAGCUCGGUUUUGAAGGGAAUUCGAUUCUGGAGGGGCUUGUGGUGAGCAUUUUUAUAGUUGGUGCGUUUCUUGGGAGCAUAUGUUGCGGUUCGAUUGUAGAUAGACUUGGCUGUAGGAGGACCUUUCAGAUUGACACCAUUCCUUUGAUUCUCGGAGCGUUGAUAAGUGCACAAGCGCAUUCCUUGGAUGAAGUACUUUUGGGCAGGUUUCUUGUUGGCCUUGGCAUUGGUGUUAACACCGUUCUUGUUCCUAUCUAUAUCUCAGAGAUUGCUCCAACAAAAUAUAGAGGUUCAUUGGGAACUUUGUGUCAAAUUGGCACAUGUCUUGGGAUCAUUUCAUCACUAUGUCUUGGAAUUCCCUCAGAGACUGAUCCACACUGGUGGAGGACAAUGCUGUAUAUUGCAAGUGUCCCUGGAUUUGUCCUUGCAUUUGGAAUGGAAUUUGCUGUAGAUAGCCCCCGUUGGCUAUGCAAGGUUGGGAGAUUUAGCAAUGCUAAAGAAGUGAUCAAAAAUGUUUGGGGAGCAUCAGAAGUUGAAAAGGCAAUUGAAGAUAUUCAGGCAGUAAUCAAGAAUGAUGGUAGUGAUUUGGAAAGCAGUUGGUCUGAGCUAUUGGAAGAGCCAAACUUUAGAGUUGCAUGGAUAGGAGGUGCCCUUUUUGCACUUCAACAGUUCGCGGGUAUAAAUGGUGUUCUUUACUUUUCAUCAUUGACUUUUCAAGAUGUUGGAAUUACCAGUAGUGCUUUAGCAAGCUUGCUUAUUGGUGUUACCAACUUUGCAGGAGCACUUUGUGCUUUGAACUUGAUUGACAAACAUGGGAGGCAGAAGCUCUUGAUUGGAAGUUACUUGGGAAUGGCACUUUCAAUGUUUCUUGUGGUAUAUGCUAUCAGUUUUCCACGCGAUGGUGAACUUGGUUACAACUUAUCAAUACUGGGAACAGUCAUGUACAUAUUCACCUUUGCAAUAGGAGCCGGCCCAGUCACUGGUCUUAUCAUACCAGAACUCAGCAGUAGCAGAUCACGCGGGAAGAUCAUGGGAUUCAGUUUUUCUGUUCACUGGAUUUGCAACUUCUUGGUGGGUUUAUUUUUCCUCGACUUGGUGGAUAAAUUUGGAGUUGCUCCAGUUUAUUGUACCUUCGGCGGAGUUUCCUUGUUCGCAGCAAUAUUUUCUACCUACUUUAUAGUUGAAACCAAAGGGCUGUCCCUCGAGGAAAUAGAAAUGUCACUAAGCUCUGAUUUCAUCUCCAGAGGCAAGAAGUGACUUUAUAUUGACACUCGAAGAUUCUGAAGAUCGAAACUGUCAUGAUACAUCAUAGAUCAGAUUAAAGUUUCCACGGUGGAGGUUCACAAGUUUAAUACCACAUUUCACAUUUUGUUUUCACGUCCUGUCAAUGUUAAGUUGUUAUGGAAUCAGAAGUUGUCUUCGAAAGAAUACUAUCUUUAGUGGUUAAAUCAGAUAGCUGAGAUGUAUAUGGUUAAAGAAAAUUUUGCUUCAACUUCUCCAGUUAUAUAAUAGUCGUGAAUUUGAGG